Molecule: messenger RNA, 3983 nt
Organism: Pseudopipra pipra
Lineage: Eukaryota; Metazoa; Chordata; Aves; Passeriformes; Pipridae
Gene: TST
Product: thiosulfate sulfurtransferase
Exons: 6
Coding region: 106-990 (294 amino acids)
Cellular component (GO): mitochondrion
Molecular function (GO): thiosulfate-cyanide sulfurtransferase activity
Source: RefSeq, a predicted model, not a curated record
CGCGCCGCCCCUCGGCCGCACCUCCCGCCCGCGGCCCUGCCGCCAUUUCGUGCGCGUGUAAGGGUUGCGGGGCCCCGGUCGCGGCGCCCCCGCCCGUCCCUGGAGAUGGCGCGGCAGGGGCUUAGCCGGGCGCUGGUCUCCGCCGCCUGGCUGUCAGAGGCGGUGCGGGCCGGGCGGGUGGGGUCCGGCCUGCGGGUGCUGGACGCCUCUUGGUACCCCCCGAAGGAGCGAAACGCCCGUCAGGAGUUCAAAGAGAGGCACAUCCCCGGGGCGUCAUUCUUCGACAUCGAGGAGUGCCGGGACAAGUCCUCCCCCUACGACUUCAUGCUGCCCAGCGAGUCCCACUUCGCCGACUACGUGGGGCAGCUGGGUGUCAGCAAUGACACCCACGUGGUGGUGUACGACGGGGACGAGGUGGGCACUUUCUACGCCCCCCGCGCCUGGUGGAUGUUCCGGGCCUUUGGGCACAAGGAGGUCUCUGUACUAAACGGUGGCUUCAAGAACUGGGUGAAGGAGGGGCACCCCGUCACGGCAGAGGUCAGCCAGCCCACCCCUGCUGUCUUCAAGGCCAGGCUAAAUAGGGCCCUGGUGAAGACUUUUGAGGAGAUGGUACAGAACGUGUCGUCCAUAAAGUUCCAGGUGGUGGAUUCCCGCCCUGAGGGCCGGUUCCGGGGGACCGAGCUGGACCAAGGGCUGGAAUCCGGCCACAUCCCUGGUGCUGUGAACAUACCCUUCCACUCAUUCCUAUCCGAAACCGGACAUGAGAAGAGUAUUGAGGAGAUCCAAGAAAUAUUCCGUGCAAAGAAAGUGGAUCUCUCAAAGCCACUGACGGCCACAUGCCGCAAAGGUGUCACGGCGUGUCAGAUUGCCUUGGCAGCCUUCCUGUGUGGCAAGCAGGAUGUGGCUGUUUAUGAUGGUUCCUGGUCAGAGUGGUUCCACCGUGCCCCACCACACUACAAGGUCUCUGAGGUGAAGCGCAACAAGGCCUAGAGGGAGAGCUUUGUCUUGGGCAGUAAGAUCUAGCAGCUUUUUCCAGUCCAGAGUAAAGCGAAAGGGAGGAGAUAGAAGUAAGGAAAAAAUAUGCUGAUUUGUAUUUUGCAAAUUUUUCAAAGAAUGAUCAGUAGAUUUCUAUUAAUCUUCUGGGUUUUCUCAAUUAAUAAAAUCUAAGAUGAUGUAUCUGUGAAUAUGUUGAACUCUUCUCUGUUACCUGUAACAUGCUUGUGUUGAGUGGGAAAAGCACCUUUGCAACAUGAAGGAGAGUUACACAAAUCCCUAGAGACUUGCAGAAAUUCCAGUGGCCUGAUGAGAGUUCGAGUCAGGAGCAGGAUGAAUGAAAAGUCAGGGGCUAAAAUAUUGGACUGGAUGCGGGACACGGGAGGGUCAAGCAAUGGUUCUGUCAUUAACUCAAUGUAAGACUUUUUGCCAGCCCAAUCUCUUCCCAUUUGUAAUGUGGAAAAUGGGGGUGCCUUCCAUAUGCCAACUAGAUCCAACCCAUCAGGACGUGUGUUACCUUGCUGGCGUUCAGGUAAGGCACAUCACAGAGGAACUUCCCAGCCCGCUGAUUAUUACUUCUACUGGUUUUCCAGACAGGCAGCAAUGAGGUCCCAACAAGAAGGCUGCAAACAAUCAAGAGGGACCUCAGUGUCUUGGCUCAACAGAUCAAGGGAUCUGGAGCACAAGUUAUGUUCUCUUCCAUCCUGCCAGUUGCAGGGAAUGAUGGGGCAAGAAACAGGGAGAUCAUGUAGAGGAAUACCUGGCUUUGGGACUGGUGUUACCAGCAGAGUUUUUGUUUUUUUGAUCGUGGGUCAGUUUAUACAACAUGGAGCCUGCUGACAACAAAUGGGGUCAUCCUGUCUCAAAGGGGGAAAAGGAUCUUAGCUCAGGAGUUAGAAGGGCUUAUUGAGAGAGCUUUAAGCUAGAUUGGAAGGGGGAAAGGGACAAAACCAGGCUUGCCAGUGAUAAGCAAUGGGGUGGCAUGCCAAAACUUGAGGAAGUAAGAUCCCUCGGUCUGCUCCAUGAGAUGUCACUACGAUGAACCACACUCAAAAUGUUUCUACCAAUGCAUACAGCAUGAGGAACAAACAAGCAGCUUGAACCUUUGGCCCAGUCCCAGAGAUACGACAUCAUUGGCAUGAAUGAAACUUAGAGGAUGAGUCCUGUGACUGAAUGUUGGAUGUUUACAGGCUCUUCAGGAGGGAUAGGCAGGGCAGGCAAGGUUGAAUAUGAGUCAGCAGUGCCCUGGCAGCCAGGAGGGCCAACCCUGUCCUGGGGGGGCAUCAGGCAAAGCAUCACCAGCCGGUCAAGGGAGGGGAUUGUUCUGCUCUGCUCUGCACUGGGGAGGCCUCACCUUGAAUAUUGUGUGCAGUUUUGGGCACCACAACAAUGUUAGGGAGCAUCCAAAGGAGGGCAACAAAGAUGGUGAAGGGUCUAGAGGGGAAGCCAUAUGAAAAGUGGCUAAGAUCACUUGGCUUUGUUCAGCCUGGAGUCUACAACUUUCUCUUGAGGGGAAGCGGAAGGGCAGGCACUGAUCUCUUCUCUCUGGUGACCAGUGACAGGACCUGAGGGAAUGGCAUGAAGCCAUGUCAGGGGAGGUUUCAGUUAGAAAUUAGGAAAAGGUUCUUCGCCCAGAGGGUGAUCCAUCACUGGAACAGGCUCCCCAGGGAACUAGUUAUGGCACCAAGUCUGACAGAGUUCAAGAAGCAUUUGGGCAACAUUUUCAAGUACAUAGUAUGAUUCCGGGGGCUGCCCUAUACAGAGCCAGGAGUUGGACUUCAACAAUCCUAUUGAGUCCCUUCCAACUCAGGUUAUUCUACAAUUCUAUGAUUCUCCUUCCUCUCUGAUGAGGGUCAGGAGCUCAUGUGAAGCAUUUGGAGAUGCUAGAAGAUCCAAUUCUGCUGACAUACAGUCUUGUUGAUUAUCGUGACUGUGUUAGGAGAGUCUCCAAGAAAUCCUGUGUGUGAUGUGAACUUCUGGGUACAGGUAUUUCAUGAGACAUGGACCUUUUACUCUGCUCCUUGUUUGUUUUUUCAAUCUGCCAGGAUAAUCCUUUACGCCAUGUGAAUUCUCUUUCCCAUGGAGAUGGAGCUCAUAGCUCAUAGAAGGAGGGAAUGCUGUUCCCCAGCAACCAUCUCCACUCUUCAGCUUCCAUCCCACCUCUACACCUGGACUUCAGCAGGACCUGCCUGCUUGUACAAAUCACUGUGACAUCACCAGGGAUCAUGGACCAGAAUCAACAGUGAUAGAGAAAAGAAGCAGAUUGUGCCCUGUGAGUUAGGACUGGCUUCCUCUCUUCAUCUCUUGUGGCCCUGUUCUUUUUGUGGAAGAGGAUCUGUCCCUUAAUACCUUUGCAGAGCAUGCAGCACUGACUCCUGGAGUCUGACUGAUACAGUAACUUCAGCUUCAGGAUCCCAAUAUCGUAUAAGACAUGCUGCUGCAAAGAAGUGGCACAGUGUAAAACCCAAGCUGGUGGUGGUUCAAGUCAGCCCUGGUGAAGCACUAGGCUUCCUACCCCUCUGGCUGAUGUCUUCAUUCCAAUGACUGCCUCAAGAGCAGAAGCAACGUCAAGCUCAGUGCAAUGCAGAUUUAGACACAGGACAGAAAAGACUCACUGACUGUACUGAAGUGACAAAAAAGUCCUUGGACUGGACAUCUCUUUCAGAUUACGAGCAGCUGGGUUACAACCUGAGAUCAAAUCUCUUCCAAGGUGGCCCACUGAAGAGCCGAAGCUUGAUGAGAGAUUCCUACACCCCUGAUGUAAUUCAGAAGGCAGUCAGAGAUCCCAAAAAUUGGCAUGGAAGGAGGAUUUAUGAGCUAGGGAAAUGGUAUGAGAAGUAUUUCCUAGAUCUUAACGUGCAGAAAGCAAUGAAGGACAAAUACGGGGAUAAAAAAGGCAAGCCUUAGAAGAUGAAGGUUGAAGACUGGAGUGCAUUCAGCAAGUGAUCUUUUUCCUCAGUCAUCUAAUAAACCUCCAUGUAACACCUGAA